Dentiscutata heterogama is the source of this 198-nucleotide messenger RNA. NCBI's taxonomy places the organism in Eukaryota, Fungi, Glomeromycota, Glomeromycetes, Diversisporales, Gigasporaceae. The record is from the annotation of a GenBank genome assembly.
UUAAUACAAAUUGAAAAAAAAAAUAAUUAUGAAAAUGAAAAUUUUGAUAAUAUGUUUGAUGAUUGGAAUAAAACUGACAAUGAAGAUGAAAAUUAUAUUGAUGAAGAAAUAAGUGACAAAGAAGAAGAACAAAUUAAUGAAAUAGAAAAUGAAAAUAUAAUUAGUGAUGAAGAUAUGGAAAAUAAUGAAUUAGACUAA